CGGCCCCCAACUCUGUUGCCCCCUUCCUCCUGCCCGGCCUUGCUCUGAGCCGUCCGUCCGUCCGUCCCGUGCAGGGUCUCCACUAGGUAGCCAGGUCCCUGCCACUGUCUCCUCUACCUCCAGGGAUACUGAGGUCCCUCCAGGGGAAAACCAGGAGGUGAUAGGGGCAAUACAAGACUCUCCCUUCUCCCGCUCCGCCACUCCUGUCUCAUCACCAGGCACCAGCUGAAUGUGGUCCUCCCCUACUGGUUCCACUGCUGACCUCCAGCUGUCUGCCUCGCAGGAUCCCUGACCUGCCCCUGCUGCUCCUCCAAAGGCCACAGGCUGGUGCCGCGGACCACCGGUUUCCACCACAGCAUGCCCUUUUCUGGUGCAACCGGACCCUCCGAGGCAUCUCUCUGGAGCUGGAGGCCAGCCUGCAGGGAAAUGGAGUCGAAGGUUUCCGAAGGCGGUCUGAACGUCACCCUCACCAUCCGGCUGCUGAUGCAUGGCAAGGAAGUUGGAAGCAUCAUUGGAAAGAAAGGAGAGACUGUGAAGAAGAUGCGUGAGGAGAGUGGUGCAAGGAUUAACAUCUCAGAGGGGAACUGCCCCGAGCGAAUUGUGACCAUCACUGGCCCCACCGAUGCCAUCUUCAAGGCUUUUGCCAUGAUCGCCUACAAAUUUGAGGAGGACAUAACCAACUCAAUGAGCAACAGCACUGCUACCAGCAAGCCUCCGGUGACGCUGAGACUGGUCGUGCCAGCCAGUCAGUGCGGCUCGCUGAUUGGGAAGGGAGGCUCCAAGAUCAAGGAAAUCAGGGAGUCAACAGGUGCUCAGGUUCAAGUGGCGGGGGACAUGCUGCCCAACUCCACGGAGCGGGCAGUGACAAUCUCGGGGACACCCGACGCAAUUAUCCAGUGUGUCAAACAGAUCUGUGUGGUGAUGCUGGAGUCCCCACCAAAAGGUGCCACCAUUCCCUACCGCCCAAAGCCCGCCUCCACCCCUGUCAUUUUUGCAGGUGGUCAGGCCUAUACAAUUCAGGGACAAUACGCCAUUCCACACCCGGAUCAGUUGACCAAGCUCCACCAGUUGGCUAUGCAGCAAACCCCCUUUACUCCCCUUGGACAGACCACCCCCGCUUUCCCUGGAGAAAAGCUGCCCUUACAUUCCUCCGAAGAAGCUCAAAAUCUGAUGGGCCAAUCAUCAGGUUUGGAUGCCAGUCCCCCGGCCAGUACUCAUGAACUCACCAUUCCCAAUGAUCUAAUAGGCUGCAUAAUCGGACGCCAAGGGACCAAAAUCAAUGAAAUUCGGCAGAUGUCGGGAGCGCAGAUCAAAAUCGCCAACGCCACAGAAGGGUCAUCGGAGCGCCAAAUUACCAUCACGGGAACCCCUGCAAACAUCAGCCUCGCUCAGUACCUCAUCAACGCCAGCUCUCCAGACCCUGAUCCCCACGGGAGGAACCCCUUCACCGCCUGACCGGAGCGCUGCAGCCGACACCGUGCCAGUGGCUGAUGCUUGAGCCUCCCACAAAGAUGCUGCUGGCUUCCUGUGAGCACCUCCUCUCCUCUGUCGCACCCUUGGGCUUGCUGCCUGGAGCCCCCUGCCCACGGCUGUGCAGAACUCGCUCCCUCGGCUGCGGGUUGGAGGCUCAAGCAGCCACGGGCAGGAGGGCAGCAGCUGGCAGCCAGCCCGCAGCAGCCCCUGCUUCUGCCAGCAAGCAUUUCGCCAUCACCUCACUCGGCGCUUCUCCAUCACCCCUCACUCCCCUGAUGCUUUGUAAUGUAUUUAUCGUGGCUUAUUUGUGUAAAUGCAAUAAAGCUUUUGU
Molecule: messenger RNA, 1804 nt
Organism: Colius striatus (speckled mousebird)
Lineage: Eukaryota; Metazoa; Chordata; Aves; Coliiformes; Coliidae
Gene: PCBP3
Product: poly(rC) binding protein 3
Exons: 18
Coding region: 358-1455 (365 amino acids)
Biological process (GO): regulation of RNA metabolic process; regulation of gene expression
Cellular component (GO): nucleus; cytoplasm
Molecular function (GO): mRNA binding
Source: RefSeq, a predicted model, not a curated record